AAAAAAAAAACAUAAACGAGGUGAAAUCAUAAGUAGGAGGAGAAAGGGGAGGGGUGGUGUGUGUGCAUGUGUGUGUGUGUAAGAGAGAGAGAGAGAGGGAGAGAGAGGAAACACACCCGUUAAUAGCGCGCGAAGGCAAAGAGAGAAAAAAAAGGAAAGGAAUAAAGCAUCAAAAAAAAAAAAAAGAGCGAGACAGAAGCUCGGACAAAGAAAACAUGGACGCAGACAAGGAGUGUAUUCGUGCACGUUUACAAGGGAAUUUGUUACCAACACGUCGUGUGCGCGAAACGGAGAACAAUUAGGCCAGAUUAAUGCCGUGCUGGGAAGCGAGGCUCUGCUGCAGAGAGACAGUUGUUGUUUUUUUUUAUCCGCCUGCGGAUUCCGGGAGCUUGCGAUGGCUGUUGCGGGGAAAUGUUACAGAUAUGGGGAAAACGUGUCUUUUCUGUCGUUCCUGAUAGUUUUGCUCUGUUGUGGCCUUGCGCUUGGACAAAUCCGCUAUUCGAUUCCAGAGGAAUCUGACAAAGGAACGGUUGUGGGUGACAUUGCGCAAGAUCUGGGGCUCGACGUUGCCAAGCUCUCUAGUCGAAGCAUCAAGGUAACGGCGGACGGAGGAACACGGUACGUAGAUGUGAAUCAGAAGAACGGAAAGCUCUUGGUGAACGAGCGAAUCGACCGCGAGACGUUGUGUGAGCGGACCGGCGGCGGCUGCGUUUUGAAUUUCGAUCUGCUGCUCGAAAACCCAUCCGAGGUGCACAGCAUCGAGGUGGAGGUGAUCGACGCGAACGACAACGCGCCGCAAUUCCCGAGGGACGAGUACCAGCUGGAAAUAACGGAGUCGGCGUCGCCAACGUCUCGCUUCCCUGUCGAGCACGCGCUCGAUCCGGAUGUCGGAACGAACUCGGUUCGGUUCUACCGGCUCGGGCCGAACGAGCAUUUCGCGCUCGAUUCCAGCAAGCCGUCGCCCAACAGCAAGCACGUCGAGCUGGUGCUGAAGAAACCUCUCGACCGCGAGCAGACGCCGUACCAUCAGUUGGUCCUGACGGCGUCUGACGGCGGCACACCAGCUCUGACGGGUACGGCGAAAAUUAACGUGCGCGUCUUAGAUUCGAACGACAACAAUCCCGUAUUCGACAACUCCGUCUACAAGGUGAAACUGCUGGAAAAUUCACCGAAAGACACACUCGUUAUUAAAUUAAACGCCACGGACCAGGAUGAGGGCACCAAUGCUGAGGUCUUCUACUCCUUCAGCAGUUACACUCCGGAAAGGGUCAGACAGGUGUUCAGCAUGGACACCAACACUGGAGAAAUCCGAGUUCGGAGCAACGUCGACUACGAGGACACCAACUCGUAUGAGAUGUACAUCCAAGCCAUGGACAAAGGACCGGCUGCCGUUGCAGCCCACUGCAAAGUGGUGGUGGAGGUGGUCGAUGUGAACGAUAAUGUUCCGGAGAUUGUGCUUUCAUCCCUGUCCAGUCCUGUACGUGAGGAUGCCCGUGCUGACACCGUCGUCGCUCUGAUAAGUGUGACCGACCGGGACUCUGGCCCAAAUAAGCAAGUGACCCUAGAGAUCCCACCUGGCCUUCCAUUCAAAAUCAAAUCCUUCAGGAACUACUACACUUUAGUUACCUCUGCCUUUUUGGACCGCGAAACCACAGCAGCCUAUAACGUAACGCUCAGUGCCAUGGAUGGUGGCACUCCUCCACUCUCCUCCCGGAAGACCAUUCAGGUAGACGUGGCGGAUGUUAACGACAAUCCACCACGGUUUGAGCAGACCUCAUACACUGUUUAUGUUAUGGAGAACAAUGCACCUGGAGCCUCUCUUUGCACUGUCAAAGCUCUUGACUCAGAUGUGAAUGAGAAUGCUCGUAUCACUUACACCGUUCUGACUGACAACAACCAUGGCAUUCCUGUCACUUCGUAUGUUUCAAUCAAGCCGGACACAGGUGUAGCUUAUGCACUCCGCUCCUUUGAUUAUGAAUCACUAAGGGAGUUUCACUUCCAGGUAAAAGCUCAAGAUGGGGGUAUUCCUCCCCUAAGCCGUGUUGCCACUGUCUAUAUCUAUGUCAUGGACCAAAAUGACCAUCCACCAGACAUUGUGAAUCCUCCAGCCAAUGGGACACGCUCAACUGAAACAGUGCUAAAAAACGUUGAAGCAGGUGCUUUGGUCACAAAGGUGGUAGCAUAUGAUGCAGAUGCUGGACAGAAUGCCUGGCUCAUUUAUGUUUUGGAUCAGUCUUCUGAUCUGGACUUGUUCAAAGUGCAUGAGCACACUGGGGAGAUCCGAACCACACGUCGAGUCCUGGAAGACAACUCGACCUCAUUCAGUCUCAUUGUGCUGGUGAAAGACCACGGAGAUCCCCCACUCUCUUCUACUGCCACCAUUAACAUAGCUGUCAUGGAGGUGCCACCCAAAGUCAUCCCUGACCCCAAGAAGAUAAUUCGCCCUUACAACACACCUCUCUUUUCUAAUGUGACACUCUACCUUAUUGUAGCACUUAGUGCCACAACUUUUGUUUUUCUAGUCACUGUGGUGGUGUUAGCCAUUGUGCGAUGCCAUGCCUAUUGUACACAACCUGGCUCAUGUUCACCCUGCUGUGUUUCUCAAAAGAACACACAAGAUGGUGGGUCUGGAGGAGGUGGAGUGUCUCAAGCCAACAACAAUGUGGUCCUCCGCCGAGACCUUAAAGUUGAACCUCACUAUAUUGAGGUCCGUGGAAAUGGCUCUCUGACCAAAACCUACUGUUAUAAAACCUGCCUGACUGCCACAUCAGGCAGUGACACGUUCAUGUUCUACAACACGGGCCGGCCCAUCAGUGGGACCUGGGGUUCGGAGCGCUUCUUCACAAGUGGCAGUGGGUUUGUGCGCAGACUCAGCAUGCCAGAUGCAGCAAUGCAGCCCAAGGGACCGAAUGCUGACUGGCGAUAUUCUGCUUCACUGAGGGCAGGCGUGCAGAGCUCUGUCCACAUGGAGGAAGCCUCAGCUGUGAUGCAGGGGGCACAAGGAAUGCUGGUGCAGAACUGGCCAACAGUCUCCAGUGCUGCAGAUGGAGAGGCUGAGGGACAGCUUUCUCCUCCUGUCGGAGCUGGAAUCAACAGUAACAGCUGGAGCUUCCGUUAUGGCGCUGGACCAGGUUACGGUCCACCACCUGCUCUGAAACCUGGCGAGAUUCCUCCUGAAGCUUUCAUUAUUCCUGGCUCGCCUGCAAUCAUCUCCAUCCGGCCAGACCCUGGGGCUAUGGAUGACAAGGGAGACUUUAUUAGCUUUGGCAAGAAAGAGGAUCCCAAGAAGAAGAAAAAGAAGAAGAAGGAGAAAAAGGACAAGAAGGAUAAGGGCAAAGAUGAUGGCGAAGAGUAAAGGAUUGAUCAAAUUUGGCUGUUUCAUAAACAAUCUUCCUAAUGAACUCAAAGAAAGGAAAAAGCAAGAAAAAUCUGUAAAGACAUACAGCAUAGAUAAGAGAGUCCUUUAAUUGAAGCUCUCAAUAUGGGGAGAUUGUUUUUUUGCUAGCCCCGCCCAGUGCUGAUCAUUCUCUUUUCUCUUUGUACCCAACCUCAGAUAGCCCGAAUCCUCAAACCAUGAUGAUGAUGGCUCCUAGGAGGCAAUAAUUGGCUGUUUCUCUACUCAAUGUAUCCAAAGGGUUUACACUUUACAGGUUUCUAAGUGAUAGUUAUAAAAACAAUACAGCAUUUAUUCUAAAAUCGCAUUAUAUCAUUAGGUCUAAUAUCCUUAUUCUGGACAUCGUUUAUGACUCCAUUACUAUGGCAGGAAUUUGUACUGUAAACAACCAAAAUGUCUUUUAAAGAAAUAUGAUAUUUUCAGCAUUAUGUGUGUGUGAUGCAGAGGAGAACCACUUCAGGGGUAGUAAAUUAGUCAUGUUUAAAAUCAAUAAUUUCAGGGUUUGAGCUCACAGAGCCCCCUGCUGCCUUUGAGUGGCACACUAAUGCUGAAACCUCAUGUGCUUAACUUGGUAUUGCAAAAAAAGUACAACCUAUUCAACUGCAAUUACAGUUCUUCACUUGAAUAUAUAGGUAUACUCAUAUAAACUUCCAUAUGUUAAAUUUAUGGUCAGACCUGUAAAGUAGACUUCUCUGUCUGAUAUGUUAGAUAAUAUCGGGCUGCAUUGCUCUUAUGUAAUAUAGGCAGGAAUGUUGCUUGUUGCUUCAUUUCAAACCAGGCCUGUCAACGUCUCACCCCGCAGUUUGCCAGCGCUUUGGCUUUUAAUGCUUGUAAGUUUUGCUCAGACAGACAUUCUAUGUCUUUCUCUCUCUCAGUCCUCCUCCAUGUUUACAGUCGUACACACCCAGAACUGCCCUCUAGUGGCUGUGGUGUUGGACUAAGUAAAGAAAAUCAGACACUAUCUCUGACUUAGAACAGCUACACUCAGAUUAAGCCUUAGCACUGUUACUACAACUUUCAAUCUUUCCCCACGGAGCAAUGCACAUGAGCCAACUUCCAUCCAACUAAAGCUUAAGCUGCAGCAAAAGAAAAAGCCUCUUGUCUUGUUUGAGUGAUUGAUGAGGGAGGGUGUGUAGACAAUUCUGAGAAGUAUGAUUUGGCAAAAAGAAAUGUACAGACUGCUGAAUAUGGUAAUACAUCAAGCUGGGCUGCAAAAUCGCACCGGAGUAUUCAAGAAGGUUUCAUGUUUGCGAUUUUGUUUAGUUUUUUCUUGAGGGAUUUAUGGUCCCUUUAUUUUUUUCUUUGUCUUUGCAGUAGGGCUAUUGAUCAAGGUAUAGAAUGGAUGUUAGUGCUGCUAUAAUCGAUACCACACACACACACACACACACACACACACACACACACACACACACACACAGAGUACAGCCUUCAGGUGUGGUUUAGUGCUCUCAGAUCACUAAGUGACUGCUUGCAUGUGAUACACAGAUAAAACAAACUAUAUAUAGAUAUAUAGAUAGAUAUGCUUUCCAGAUUUAUUUUUACCCAUGCCUCUUGUAAUUAAAGACGUGCAUCGUCUCUAAGGAAACACAUAGACUUAUAUCUAAUUGCUCAUUCGGAUUCAAUUAUACGCAAAACCACCAGGGGAACAAUGCUAUCCCUGUGACAUCAACGUUAUCCUUACUAUUCUAGGUAAAUGUAUAUUGCUGUAGUGUUAUGCUAUGAAUCUGUUUUUAUAAUCAUAAAUAUAUUUGAAAUCAUGAAGAAACAACUUAAUGUGGAACUGCUUCAUAUAUCCCCUUCUAUGCUAUUGACCUUGUUUUCCAAAAAAAACUUUAAAAAAUUCACAACAAAAAUAUCAAAACGAUAAAUCGCAACAAAAACCCCUGUCUAUGUGCUCUGCCUGUGUGUAGUGAAUGUUUAUUAAGUCAGUCAGUGCCAAAGUGGCACUUUGCUCUUGACUUUGAAGGUGCAAGUCUAUCAAACAACCUUUUUUGUACACCUGCUCAUUAGUGUAGUGGUGAUUUAGUGUAUUUUUUUCCUUUCUUUUCUUUUUAUAUCACUUUAUGAAAUCUGUUAAUGUGUUUUGUUUAUAAACAAUAAAUAAAUCUUUUUCAUAAGUACCAACAA
Messenger RNA from Clarias gariepinus (North African catfish), 5521 nucleotides. RefSeq names its product protocadherin alpha-C2-like. The record is from RefSeq and is a predicted model, not a curated record. Lineage: Eukaryota; Metazoa; Chordata; Actinopteri; Siluriformes; Clariidae. Gene Ontology annotation, biological process: homophilic cell-cell adhesion. Gene Ontology annotation, cellular component: plasma membrane. The transcript has 4 exons. Gene Ontology annotation, molecular function: calcium ion binding. Bases 395 to 3355 code for a protein of 986 amino acids.